AUGGAACAUGUGGACCUUUUGGGGUUUGCAAAGCUUCUGAAUCUCCAAUCUGCAGGGUGUUUGGUCUGGUCCAAAGACUUUAUUGAUAUUCAGGAGUAUUCCUCUGGUGGAGUAGAUCUUUUUAUUAGCCUAGCACACGCGGAAUUAGUGACAGGAGGAGCAGUGCUUGAUUGGGGUCGACGCUUCAAGAUUAUUCAGGGUAUUGCUAGAGGGGUUCUUUAUCUCCACCAUGAUUCCUGUUCGAAGGUAAUACAUAGAGAUUUGAAGGUCAGUAACAUUCUCUUGGAUGAGAACAUGAACCCAAAAAUUUCAGAUUUUGGAUUAGCACGUAUCGUUCAAGGCACACAGAGUCUAGCAAAUACUCACAAGGUUGUGGGAACAAUAUAA
Prunus dulcis (almond) is the source of this 387-nucleotide messenger RNA. RefSeq names its product G-type lectin S-receptor-like serine/threonine-protein kinase At1g11330. Gene Ontology annotation, molecular function: protein kinase activity; ATP binding. The transcript has 3 exons. Lineage: Eukaryota; Viridiplantae; Streptophyta; Magnoliopsida; Rosales; Rosaceae. Gene Ontology annotation, biological process: protein phosphorylation. The record is from RefSeq and is a predicted model, not a curated record. Bases 1 to 387 code for a protein of 128 amino acids.